UUUCAAGAUGUAUUCAAAACAAGUAGAAGACUAUGUUGGCCAAGUUAUUCGACCAAGAGGCAUGAGUGAAGUUAAGGCUGUGAAGAAAGAGAGUGAUAUUGUGGCGCCGAGAUUAAUGAAAGGGAGGAGUUCUGAGAAGAAGAUGAAUCAGUUUAAGAUUAAGGGGGUGAGUAGUUUUGGAGAUGAGAGAGAAGUGAAAUUGUUUGAUGUGAUUCCGCAGAGUCCUGUUAAAAAAUCUGAGAAAUUAAUCAAGCCAAUUCUUCAAAAAAGCACAAGUAUACCAAAAUUAUACAUGAAAAAGCUUAAAAAGAAUCGUAAAAUAUCCCCUCGCCCACCUUUGCACACUCAAACAUCUCGCCAGCUUCUCACAUUCUCCAGUAGCAAUGUUGAUCUAAAUAUGAUCAGAGAAAAGAAUGAAGAUAUUCUUCCGAAGAAGACAAUUAACCCAAAUGAUUAUAAAUAAAAUUAUGAAAAAGAGGAAACCUAAAGCUAAUAACAAAUCAAUGGCGAUUCGGGACAAAACUCUCAAGAGAAUGAAAACUUCCAGAGCCAAAAUCAGGGCGAGCCAGAUACUUGUGAAGCAAAAUCUUGAGUAUACUCAAGUUCAAAAUAAUAUCAGAAUUAAGUCAUCAAGGAACCUUGAAGGAAGUCGCCAGAGCUCUGUGAAGACAAACCUGACCUUGAGCCAAAGUAGAUCAAUGGAGAAGAUGAACCAAUCUCUUCAGAAGAUAAGUUUUAAGAAUGAUAGCAUCCUAAUGAACUUCAAGCCAAGCGUGGUUAAAUAUACAGACAAGAACGGGAAGAAGGUAGCUCCUUCUCAGCCAUUACAGACGGAAAGACUGAAUGACCGAAUCAAGAUUUUGAACACAAAAAUGAGGUAUGUUCUGCAGCCAAACGAGGUGCUCAAUCCUAUGGAUCUACUACAUGGAACUACCCAUGUAGAAAUGAUCGAGGAGGAGCAGCUUUAUUUCAGGAUUUAUACCUUUGGAUAUAAACCUCCUCUGGUAAUCCACAAGAAACAUUGCAAGGGGAAGAUUCGGAUCUAUAUCUCCAGUGAGCAUUAUAAACCUAAAUAUGGCAAUGCAGAGGUUGUUUUUAGUGAACAUAAAUCAAAACUAUUGUUUUACCCAAAGAAAUGCAAGAAGCAUUGCGAACUUGAUAUCGAAAAUGUGUACAUUACAUUACACUCUCUCAGUGUCUCUUCUAUCGAUCUUGAAGUGUACUUUAAGUCAAGAGAUGAGUCUCGAGAGGAUUCUAAUGCCUUAGGAGGUCUUAUGUUUAAACCACUUAACAUUACAAUGGAGCAGAGGCACAGAGCGUUUAUAAAUGACUUAAUGGAUCAUCCUAAAAGAAGAAAAGAUUUCAUGGAAAAAUGCAAGGAUAUACGCAGAAGUAGGGUAGAAAGACUUAGAAAGAACAGAACUUUAGAGUAUAAAAUCUCCAACCAAUCUUACGAACAAAGAAGGAAAGAUGUUCUUCAGAAAAAGGAGCAAGAGUGGAAGUUAAAGCUGUUCACUGUCUUCAAGAAGGAAAUCAAGCAUGAUCUUCAGGCUAAGUUAUAAAAAUGAGCAGAAAUAAGAUCCUCCAGCAGCAAUACAGAAAUAAAUUCUGGGUCAGAUCGAUGUGCCUUAAUUCAUGCUUUACAGAGAUGUGGUCCAGAUUUGUUGAAGCAAGGGACCAAUGGAUCCACAAAAAUAGAAAACAUAUAGCAGCCAGAAGGAUUGGUAUUCACUGGAAACGAUAUAUGAUAAAGAAAGGAGAGAUUAUGUUUUACCGACAAGUUAUGCAUAUUCGACAUUCUUUUAAAUACAAGUUCAAUUCAAUCGUUCACAAACCUGACUUUUCAGGAACCGUUUUGUGGUCAUUUUAUGACUUCCUGAGGAAAUAAAGCAUGGAGGCAUGAGCUUAAAUCAAAAAUGAUAAAAUACAACUUAGCUGUGAUUUCGAUCCAAGAGCAUACAAAAGCAGUGGUUGAAGAGAGACUGCAUAAAGUAUUUAUUCUAAAGUACUACUGGAAGAAGGUCAGAGAGACUAUUGCCUUCUUGUAUAACCAUCCUAAGCAUCAAAAGAAGCUGAAGAAAACUGUUUUGGCAAAGAUACAUCUAGAUGAAACUGUAGAUAUGGACCAGCGGGUCAGAAAAUAUGUCAGAGAGUUUUCGUCCGCUUUGAAAGACAAGAGGAAGCAGUUCUUUGACUCUUGCUCUCAAAAUAAAGUCAAAGGCAUUUUAGCAAAAUUUGUGUAUAAUUUAGUACAAGUUAAGAAAGAAAAGAAUUCAUUACAUGAGAUUGAUAUGAUAGAUUUAUAUCUUGAAGAAGCAGUUGAGAAGCUAACACAGCCUUCAAAGAAAGUAAAGAGCUACCUUGGAAGUAUCAGACAAACACAGAAGAAUCUUAAUAAAGAUCUGUUGUCAUUGAAGACAAUAUCUAGCAAAAACUUCAUGGAGAAUUUUAAUAUUCCAGAAAGAUUGACAUUAGACCUACAGAAAAAGAAGGCUCAUUCUGUAGUAACCAGGGAUAGAAGACGAACAACUCUAAAUAAUUCUUUAAUGCUGCCUCCAGAUAUGAGGAACAGUCUUUUCCAAAAUGCUGACCAGAUGGACCCUCUAGAUGAAAAUUCUAUUGUAAAUACAAUCCUAGGAAAUCUUGGCGAGGACAUUAAAAUCCUGAAUGAGCAAGACUACUUACCUGAUUUCAGAAAAAUGCUAGCUCUCAUGCUACCGGAGGAUGACAUACCAGCCACUAAGAGAAGUCCUGUUAGGAAGAAGCCCCAGAGUCUUGUCAGGAAAUAA
This is a messenger RNA of Moneuplotes crassus, 2789 nucleotides long. The record is from the annotation of a GenBank genome assembly. Lineage: Eukaryota; Ciliophora; Spirotrichea; Euplotida; Euplotidae.